Messenger RNA from Zonotrichia albicollis (white-throated sparrow), 3153 nucleotides. The record is from RefSeq and is a predicted model, not a curated record. Lineage: Eukaryota; Metazoa; Chordata; Aves; Passeriformes; Passerellidae.
AUGGUGGCCCUGGGGGAGCCGGGGGCCACCAGGUCGCCUAAGGAGGGCUUGUUGGGCAUGAGAGUGAACAACGUUUAUGAUGUGGAUAACAAGACCUAUCUCAUCCGCCUGCAAAAGCCAGAGUGCAAGGCCACGCUGCUGCUGGAGUCGGGGAUCCGCAUCCACCUGACGGAGUUUGAGUGGCCCAAGAACCUGAUGCCCUCCAGCUUUGCCAUGAAGGGCAACGUUGUCCUCACCGACCACGAGUACCUGAUCCUCAACAUCCUGAGGUUCCGCACCGACGGCGCCGACGACGUGCGGUUUGCGGUGAGGGAGCGCUACCCGGUGGAGAGCGCCAAGGCUGCCGUGCCCCUGCCCACCCUGGACAGGUUGACUGAAAUCAUCUGCAGUGCACCCAGAGGGGAGCAGCUGAAGAGGGUUCUGAACCCCCUGCUCCGUGAGUGGCCUUUGGCAGGAGGUGCAGUGAGGUUGCUCAGGGUGUGCUCUGGGCUGGAACUGCAAAUAGAAGCUGGAUUUUCUGGAGCUGUCAAAAUAGAUCAACAGCUGGAAAAUAAAGAAAACCUUGCAAAGGUUCUUUCAGCUCUAGAGAGAGCAGAGGAAUACAUGGCCCUCACUGACAACUUCAGUGGAAAGGGUUAUGUUAUCCAGAAAAAGGAGAAAAAGCCAAGUCUGGAACCAGAUAAACCAGCAGAAGAUAUCUACACAUAUGAGGAAUUUCAUCCUUUCUUGUUUUCUCAACAUUCAAAAUGUCCCUACUUGGAAUUUGACUCAUUCAAUAAGGCCACAGAUGAGUUCUACUCCAAGCUGGAGGGGCAGAAGAUUGACCUGAAGGCCUUGCAGCAGGAAAAACAAGCAUUGAAGAAACUUGAAAAUGUCCGUAGGGACCACGAGCACAGGCUGGAAGCUCUCCAGCAGGCUCAGGAAGCCGAUCAGCUGAAGGGGGAGCUGAUUGAGGUGAACCUGGAGGUGGUGGACAGGGCCAUCCAGGUGGUGCGCAGCGCCCUGGCCAACCAGAUCGACUGGAGCGAGAUCGGCGCCAUCGUCAAGGAGGCCCAGGCCCAGGGCGACCCCGUGGCCUCGGCAAUCAAAGAGUUAAAGCUGCAGACAAACCACAUCACCAUGCUGCUGAGGAACCCCUAUGUGUUAUCUGAAGAGGAAGAGGAGGAGGAUGAUGCUGACAUAGAGAAGGAAGAAACAGAAGAACCAAAAGGAAAAAAGAAAAAAAAUAAAACCAAACAGUUGAAGAAACCUCAGAAAAACAAACCCUUAUUGAUUGAUGUUGAUCUCAAUUUGUCUGCCUAUGCCAAUGCCAAAAAGUACUAUGAUCACAAAAGACAUGCGGCCAAGAAAACUCAGAAGACAGUGGAAGCUGCAGAAAAGGCUUUUAAAUCAGCUGAGAAGAAAACAAAGCAAACCCUGAGGGAAGUUCAGACUGUCACCACCAUCCAGAAGGCCAGAAAGGUCUAUUGGUUUGAGAAGUUCCUGUGGUUCAUCAGCUCUGAGAAUUACCUGGUGAUUGCUGGCAGGGAUCAGCAGCAGAACGAGCUGAUCGUGAAGCGCUACCUGAAACCAGGGGUUUCUAAAACUGCCCCCACAGGAGAAUAUCUCACUACUGGCAGCUUCAUGAUCCGAGGGAAAAAGAAUUUCCUUCCACCUUCCUAUCUGAUGAUGGGCUUCAGCUUCUUGUUUAAGGUGGAUGAGAGCUGUGUGUGGAGGCACCGCGAGGAGAGGAAGGUCAAGGCCCAGGAUGAGGAGCUGGACACGGUUUCCAGCAGUGCCAGUGAGCUGCCUGCCCUGGGGGCCCCAGAUGGAGGAGACAGCAGCAGUGAGGAGGAAAAAGCUGAGGCUGAGGCACCUCCUGAGGGUGAGGAAGCUCCAGAGGAUGUGGAAGCUCCGGAGGAUGUGGAAGCUCCAGAGGAUGUGGAAGCUCCAGAGGAUGUGGAAGCCCUGGAAGAUGUGGAAGCCACAGCUGAGAGCAGCCAGGGUGAGCAGGGAGGAGGGAACACUCCUGCUCCAGAGGCUGACUCCGAGGAGGAGGAUGGAGACUCAGAGGAGGAACAUCCAGAGCCCCAGAGGGAGGUGAAGGAGGAAGAGGUGAAUUAUCCAGACACCACCAUUGACCUGUCACACCUUCAGCCCCAGAGAUCCCUGCAGAAAACCAUGCCCAGAGAGGAGGAGCCCAGCUUGGGUGACAGCAGGGCCCAGGGCCGCAGGCAUCUCUCUGCCAAGGAGAGGAGGGAAAUGAAGAAAAAGAAGCAGCAGAACAACUCUGAGAACCUGGAGCUGUCUGAGGAGAAGCAGAAGGAGGCAGAGACAGAGACCCAGCCUGUGGCUGCUCCCAACUGCCCCAAGGCAGCUCCAGCCCCUCAGCCCAUCAAACGGGGCCAGAAGAGUAAAAUGAAGAAGAUGAAGGAGAAGUACAGGGACCAGGACGAGGAGGACAGGGAGCUCAUCAUGAAGCUGCUGGGGUCUGCAGGCUCCAACAGGGAGGACAAAGGGAAAAAAGGGAAGAAGGGCAAGACAAAAGAAGAGGCAGCAAAGAAGCAACAGCAGAAACCCAAACCCCAGCGUCGUGCAGCGGGAGGGGGCAAGGAGAGCCUGCCUGCAGGAAUUGUGCUGCACGAGGCACAGGAGGCAGGCCUGGAUGAGCUGCACGAGGACAAGGAGGAGCAGGAGCAGGAGCAGCCAGGACUGGAGGAGAGCCAGGCCCUGCUGGACUCCCUGACGGGGCAGCCCCACCCCGAGGACAUCCUGCUCUUUGCUGUGCCCAUCUGUGCUCCCUACACAGCCAUGGCCAACUACAAGUACAAAGUCAAGCUCACGCCGGGCACGCAGAAGAAGGGCAAAGCUGCCAAGAUUGCCUUGCACAAUUUCAUGCAGUCCAAAGAGGCCAGUGCCCGAGAGAAGGAUCUGUUCCGCAGCGUCAAGGACACAGACCUGUCAAGAAAUAUUCCUGGGAAGGUGAAAGUGUCUGCACCUCACCUCCAGAACAUGAAGAGGAAGUGAUUCCAUGCUGGGGGCUGGACACAGACCCAGCACCUGGACUGAAUCCCUGCACCCAGGGCCUGCAUUCCUGCUGCUUUAGCUGGACUCUGAUACAAACUGCAGAUAAAUGUGGAAUUAAAUUGCUGGCAUUUGGUCAGGAAUGUCCUC